CGUAGACGAGAAGAAGUACACGACUGGCUGCAUGUCCAUAUGUGAUCGAAAUGAAGAUGUUAUUUACGAGUCUUGUACGGGCGUUGGCUGUUGCCAGAUUUCGUCGUUAACUCCCAGACUAAACAAUUUCACUAUUUCGAUCAAGAGCUAUGACAAUCAUACAAAGGUGUGGAAUUUUAAUCCGUGUAGCUAUGCUGUUCUUGCAGAAGAAUCCCAAUUUAAAUUCUCCAACACCAGUUUCAGAGAUUUUAAAAGCAAGGAGAGCUUCCCUUUGGUUCUUGAUUGGGCUAUUGGUGAUUUGCCCUGUGAAGAAGCUCAAAAGAAGGGGACACUUGUAUGCAAUUUGACAAGCAGUGAGUGUUUCAAUCCUAGCCUCAGUUCUGGUUCUGGGUCUGGGUACCUCUGCCGAUGCUUGCAAGGUUUCCAAGGGAAUCCCUACCACCCAAAGGGUUGUCAAGAUAUUGACGAGUGCAAGGAUCCAAAUCAGUGCACCAAUGGAAUUUGCAUUAAUCUACCUGGGAGCUUUAAUUGUUCGUGUCUAAAGGGAUAUGAACCUGUAAAUAAAACAACUUGUGCUAAGGCCAACGCAAGAAAUGGACAUCGGACAGCCCUCUGCCUCUAUAUUCCUUUAGGCGUAGGCCUAGGACUCUUAACUUUAAUGGCAAUGAUUCUAAUGAUGUAUUGGGGAAUGAGCAAAAGAAAGUUGACCAAGCUUAAAGAGAAGUUCUUUGAAAAAAAUGGUGGAUUGAUGUUACAACAAAGGCUACUGAUGAGUACCGAAAAAGGGCCUGGUGAUCAGACUACAACAAAGAUUUUUACACAAGAAGAGUUGGAAAGAGCCACAAACAAUUAUCAUGCAAGUAGAAUCAUUGGGGAAGGAGGUUGUGGAAUAGUUUACAAAGGGAUAUUAGAAAACAACAAGUUUGCUGCAAUAAAAAAGUCUAAACUUGGGGCUCAUGAUCAAGUUAUUAUGCAAACUGACCGAACUGAACAAUUCAUCAAUGAGGUCAUUUUGCUCAUGCAAAUCAACCAUAGAAAUGUGGUAAGGCUUUUAGGUUGUUGUUUGGAGACAGAAGUUCCUACGUUAGUUUAUGAGUUCAUUUCAAAUGGAACUCGUUUUCAACAUCUCCAUAACAAAGGCAUAGAAGAACCCUCCUCUUCAUCAUCACUCUCGUGGGAAUUGAGAUUAAAAAUAGCAACUGAAACUGCCGGAGCUUUGGCAUACUUGCAUUAUGAAACUACUACGCCAAUUUUUCAUAGAGAUGUGAAGACUAUGAAUAUACUUUUAGAUGAAAACAACACAGCAAAAGUGUCAGAUUUUGGAGCUUCUAGAUUAAUUCCACAAGGUGAUCAAGAACAGAUAUCAACUUUGGUGCAGGGCACGGUUGGGUACUUGGACCCUGAAUACUUGCAGUCAAACCAGUUAACUGGAAAGAGUGAUGUGUAUAGCUUUGGGGUAGUGUUAGGGGAGUUACUAACAGGAAAGAAAGCUUUUUGGUUUGACAAGUCUAAUGAUGUUAGCCAUAUCCUAUCCAUGUUCCUUCUCUCUUCGAACGAAGAUGAUCAGCUGCAUAAUCUCAUUGAUGAUGAAAUAAUUCUCAACCAUGGAAACAUGGACAUAGUUAAGGGUGUUGCAAAGCUAGCAAAGAGGUGCUUGAAGUUAAAAGGAGAGGAGAGACCUACCAUGAAAGAAGUUGCUAUGGAACUAGAGGGCCUACGAGCAGCCAUGUCAAAGCAGCAUCCCUGGGGAGAAGUUGAUUCUUCCAUAGAAGAAAAGGAAUACUUGCUCUCAGAACACCCUACUUUAAUCGAUGAACCUUAUAGUACUACUUUUGAUCUUGAAUGUGGUUCGACCAGUGGAUCAGCUACCUAUUAUAGUAGUAUACAAAACCAAAUUCUUCCAAAUGAUGACGGGAGAUAGAGCUCACUUUGAAGUUUGCCUACUUAUUAUAAUUAAGCUUUAGUAUAAUGAUCGAUGUCUUGUGUUAUAGAUAUGUAAUUAAAAGAGAUAAUAUGCUAUAAUUAAUUAGUACGUAGUACUUAAUUGUAGUUUGUGUGAUAAUUUUAGUGUAAUUGUGUGAAGCGUCAAUCAAAAUAAUAAUCUUGUAUUAAAAGUAUUAUUUGUUCAGUAUUUUGUCACCCGUAUAUGUUUAUAUGAUCAAAUCUGAAUAAAAAGUAUUACACUUGUAUUG
Messenger RNA from Humulus lupulus (European hop), 2192 nucleotides. Its product is annotated as putative wall-associated receptor kinase-like 16. Lineage: Eukaryota; Viridiplantae; Streptophyta; Magnoliopsida; Rosales; Cannabaceae. The transcript has 4 exons. Gene Ontology annotation, cellular component: plasma membrane. Gene Ontology annotation, biological process: cell surface receptor signaling pathway; protein phosphorylation. Gene Ontology annotation, molecular function: ATP binding; calcium ion binding; protein serine/threonine kinase activity. Bases 32 to 1921 code for a protein of 629 amino acids. The record is from RefSeq and is a predicted model, not a curated record.